AUGCAGAGCAACUUCAGCAAAGUGAGCUGUGCUGAACACAGGGAGUCACUGCCAUCAGUUACAGAUUUGAUUAAUGUGAUAUUUGCAGUGGGUAUGGUGUUUGUGGUUCCACAGAUCAGCCCAUUAACAGUAACACCUGGGAGGGCUACGGGAAGAUUCAACACCAGUUUGGAUGAGGGCUUCAUUUUGGUGGGCUUCUCAGAUUGGCCCCAACUGGAACUUACCCUAUUUGUUUUCAUUUCAGUUUUCUACUCCUUAACUCUGUUUGGCAACACCACCAUCAUUGUUCUCUCCCGACUUCAUGUGAGCCUGCACACGCCCAUGUACUUCUUCCUCUGCCACCUCUCCUUCUUGGACCUCUGCUACACCACCAGCACUGUGCCCCAGCUGCUGGUUAAUCUUUCUGGACUUGACAGGACCAUCAGCUAUGGAAGGUGUGUGGCCCAACUCAUCAUAUUCCUCUCCCUGGAUGGAACUGAGUGUGUGCUCUUGGUGGUGAUAGCCUUGGAUCGCUAUGCUGCUGUGUGUCAUCCACUCCAAUAUAUGACCAUUAUGCACCCCCUUCUCUGCCAGGCAUUGGCUGUUGCUUCCUGGUUGGGAGGGCUUGUGAUCUCGCAGAGUCAGACAGGGCUCAUGACGGCUAGGCCUCUAUGUGGCCAUCACCUUAAUCACUUCUUCUGUGAGAUGCCUGUGCUCCUUCAACUGGCUUGUGUGGACACAAGAGGAAUAGAAGUCAAGAUGUUUGUGGCACGAGUCAUGAUGGUUGCUAUACCUGCAGCACUAAUUCUGGGCUUCUUUGUACACAUUGCCAGGGCCAUGCUGAAGGUCAAGUCAGUUGUCAGGAACAGAAAGGCUUUUGGAACUUGUGGGUCCCAUCUCUUGGUGGUUUCUUUGUUUUAUGGCUCAGCCAUCUACACAUACUUACAACCCAAGGGCAGUUAUUCUGAGAGCAAGGGGAAGUUUGUUGCCCUUUUAAAUACUAUAAUCACCCCCAUGCUCAAUCCUGUGAUUUAUACCCUGAGGAACAAGGAUGUAAAGGGGGCUCUGUGGAAGGUACUAGGCAAAGGCAGAGACUCGGAGUAG
Molecule: messenger RNA, 1083 nt
Organism: Castor canadensis (American beaver)
Lineage: Eukaryota; Metazoa; Chordata; Mammalia; Rodentia; Castoridae
Product: olfactory receptor 2Y1B-like
Biological process (GO): G protein-coupled receptor signaling pathway
Cellular component (GO): membrane
Molecular function (GO): G protein-coupled receptor activity; olfactory receptor activity
Source: RefSeq, a predicted model, not a curated record